CGGCUGAAAACACAAACAGUGAUGAAUACUGGGAAGUAAAAUUCACAAACUACUAUACUGUACAAGAAGCCGAACUAACAGGUGAAAUUGAUUCUGCACUGACACCAUGUCAGAUGACUUCAGCCAGUCCCUCACCCCGCCAGUUUCCCCAUUUGCAGGAGACAGUCUAUGUGACCUGGCUCCAGUUCGACCACCGUGCUUCUGCUGCUCUGACGUAAAAGAUGAUCCCGCUGGAGUACUUUCCACAGAGGGAUACGUUGUUAGAGGCUCCUUGAAACGGCUACUCUUGCGUCUUGACCCAGCCCCUGCAGAAUAUGAGACGGACACAGUGGACAUCUUUGGCUUCUCCUGGGUGACAGAGACAGCACUGGUGGAAUCUACAAAACUACUGUUUGGCCUCUUCAGACAACGGAUUUACAAGUUGGAGACUUUAGUUAAGUCCAACUCAAAUGACUUUGGUCAAGCUGGAAAUCUCCACUAUGAAGCAGAAGAACUCCGGCAAGAAUGUGUUACAUUUCUUCAGUAUGUCAAAGUCUUUCUACACAGAUAUCUCCAGCCUUCCAGGUCCCUGGAUGCAGGUCACUCACACCCUUAUGAGGAGCUGGAGGCUCAGUUCCCCUCGGCUCUUUUGGAGGAACUUUUUGGGAUCACUCUCCUCGUAGGACGACUCAAAGACCUGCCUGCUAAUGUUCAAAGUGCCUUUACUAUACAGAAUCACGGAAAGAUUUUACCUCCCUCCUGGCAUUUGCUACACCUUCAUCUAGACAUCCAUUGGUCAGUUUUGGAGAUCCUUCACCUACUUGGUCACAAGAUGCAGGGCCAGGUGGUGUACGCCCACAAGUUUGUGGACCUGACGGGAGAGAACCUGACUGAUAGCAGUCUGUUUGACGAACACCUGUGCAGUCUGCUGUGUGACCUUACUGGACUGGCCAUGGGCAAAUACAGCAAGGUGAGGCCUACAGAGGCGCUGAGCAGCCAUCAUUACCUUUGCACCUGCACCAAAGAGUUGUGGGUCCUGCUCAUGUACCUUCUGGAACACAGGAAUAAAGCGUUGCACACACAGUCUUUCUGGAGCUACAUCAACUCGUUGCUGAGGCCUCUGGUUUUAGGAAAACCUGCUGCCGAGCAGUUCAGUGGCCUCCCCACACACUGUAAGGACCCUCUAGGAUUCACAUGGUGGCUGGUCACUCAUUUAUCAAUGCUAGGCCAGUAUAGUCGGAGCGGCACGGUGGUCCAGAAUGAGAAAAACCUGGGGGAUAACUGGACCUUUGUGGAUGAGUUGCUCAAAUUAACUUGUAACCCCAAGGGAGGUCUAGCAGAGGAGCAGGUCAGGAUGCAUGUCCACUGCUGCCUCAGUCUUUGUCUGAUGUGGGAACCGAGCACCAGUGCUGUGUCCACCCUCUGGGAUUACUACAGCAAGAAUUUGAGUGCCUCAUUUACCGUGCCCUGGCUGGGGAUUUCUGCCCUGGGCACUUUAUCCAAGACACCUUUAGCUCUGUUGGAGCAGGCCCGGAGCUGCUGCUCCUUGCCUCCCCUUCGCUCUCCAGGAUACACCCAGCUCUAUCGCUCUGCCAACUCCUUCCACAUCUUUCUUCGAGUGCUGGCCCUGUGCCUUGCACAGGAUCGGGCUGGAGGAGUCCCGCAGAGACAGAUCAAAGGGAGGAUUUACUCUAAGUUCUCCCCAAAGAAGAUGCAGGAGCUGUCGGAAGCAGGUCUCAUGAACUUUCUGCUGCUGUUUCUGGUAGUGGCCCGGCAGGCAGACCUGGAGGAUGUGGCCAGCAGAGCUUGUGAGCUGCUUGGCUUUCUGCCCUCUAACUGUCCUCUUGGACACCGCACACUAAUCUGGAGAGGGCAGCUGUCAAUGGUGUUGCUAUUCCAGGAGCGGGGUCUGGAUGUUGGAGCUCAGGCUAGUCUGCUGGCUUCCUCCUUUAACAAGACAGCCAAAGAGUUCUACAACAAAACCACAGAGGUCUCACGCAGGCUUGCCCUCUGGGGGCCACUUGGGUCCUACCUGGAGGGUGUGGCCGAGGUGUUUGAGACCAGCACCACUCUCAGCCUAUCAGAGGAAAAGCUACUCGGUGACGGGUUCAAUUGGUUGCUGCCUGCCUGCCGCCAGUCCGAGCUGAAUUCUGCCCUGGGUUUUCUGCAGAUCGUCCUUGCGCAGCUCAGACGAGUCCAUCAGCGCAGUGACCAGUCAGCUCCCACCCUGUCCUGGGCUCCUGCUACCACCAGUGUGGUGAAAGAGCGCCACCCAGCGGUAGCAGCUGCUCUCUGGGCUCACUUCUUCCCCUUCCUGCACAGCCUACGUCUUUCUCAGACACCUCCAGCACAGCUUGCAGAUGCAGCUGCAGGUUUCACCCUUCUCGCCUUUGAUCUACCCACUUCGGCACCCCAGGACCUUCAACCAAAUUCAGUUCAGUCCAUCAUGCAAUACUUUGGGUGGGAUGACAUGGUUCACCCACUCUUGGUGACUCGCUAUCUUUCCCAUCUGCUUCAAAACAGUGAGCUGGUGUCCUCUCUGAGUGGAGAUCCUGGCGUUGCUGUGUCUGGUUCUGCACAAAGCCUGUCAGUGAGGGCCUGGGUCAGAUGUGUUCUACAGCAGCACCUUCACAAGAACCCAGAUGGCACUGACAGCAGAACAGCCCGGGCUGUGGAACAACAGUUGUGUGAAUUGACCCGGCUUGUGCUGAGGCUUCCCGAGGUGGAGAGGCUUCUCCAGGGAGCCAGCCUUAAUCCCACAGCAACCAGGCCAGAGCCAACUGCAGCCCUGGAGAUGUUUGUCAAGGCUGUAGGCAGUGUGUACAGUGGACUGAAGGUUUUGUCUGAGCGUUCAGCCAUGGUGACCACAGCCCUAGACUACAUUGGUGACAUCCUGAAGCACAUUAAACCGUCUCUCGUCAGCAAGAACCAAGAGGGAAUACAGCUUGCAUACUGGGCUGUUGGCUGCAUUGUGAAGCACUGGAGCCCCCUGCUGGCCACAUCAAAAGCACAACAGCUGUUGUUCCGCAUUGUGGAUGGGCUGCUGCUUCCCCACAACCUCACACAGCAAGACAAAGCUCUCAGAGACAGUCUGCCUUUGUAUAUACAGGGUCUGUCUGUGGCCUCUAGUGUGUCUCAGUCCCAGGGGGCUUACCUGAAGCAGCAACUACGUUCUGUAACUCGCAGAUAUUUGGACCAUUUCCUUCCUGCCUCACCUUCUGUGGGCAUUAUUGCCAACCACCCGGUGCUUCUGGGUGCCUGCGAGGCCAACCCAACCAGCCGUGGAGCUGCCCUGAGGAGACUCAUCCUAGAGGUUCUUUGUGAGAACUUCCUGCAGUUCAAAGGUCACGCCCCCCCUCCUCGCCUGGCAUCCGUCCUGAUGUUCCUGUUGGAGCUUCUGAGACGAAAUGGUGACUCAGACCCCUCCCUACUCACCGUGCCCCUCCCCUCUCUGCUGCGCUGCAUUAUGCUGGUCAACGAGCCACAGGUAAGGAAGACAAGCACAGAUGCCUUACAGCUUGUAGUUGAGCGGUGUGGUGCCGCAUCUACAGAGAGACCAUGCGACCAGAUGAUCACAGUCUUACGGUCGUUUGUGGAGGAGAACGAGGGAGUCUACGACAGGCAGAUAUACGGCGUCUUGGAGACUGUGGCUGUUUUAGAUCCCACUGUGGUUCAAGCUCUUAUCCCCAACCUGUCUCUCAGUCUGAGAAACACUGAGCGCAAAAGAGGACUGGGCAAGAACAUCGCCUUGAGGAGUGCAUAUGUGAAGUUGCUGGGUCUCCUUGGGAAAAGUGGGCAAGCUGAAAUAACCAGUCUGGAAAGCGAGUGACAAAAAAAAAAUUCCAGUAAAGAGAGACCUCCUCCAGGACCUGCCACAACCUCCAAGAAUCUCUUCUUAUCAUGUAGUAUUUUCAUUUUUGUCCAUUUCCCUUAAAAAAAUGAGGAUACCUUAGAAAUUCUGUUUAAUUUAUGUUUAGCAUAAUCUGUAAUAUUCUUAAAACCUCAAAUGCUGUUGUAAAAAAGCACGGAAAAGAUUUGUAGAAGAACAAAUAUACAAAUGGACAUGUUCCUAUCAUGGAUUAAAAGCUUAAUAUUACCUGCCUGUAGAU
This is a messenger RNA of Pelmatolapia mariae (spotted tilapia), 4088 nucleotides long. RefSeq names its product MMS22-like, DNA repair protein (gene mms22l). The transcript is spliced from 26 exons. The coding region runs from base 107 to 3808 and encodes 1233 amino acids. NCBI's taxonomy places the organism in Eukaryota, Metazoa, Chordata, Actinopteri, Cichliformes, Cichlidae. Gene Ontology annotation, cellular component: nuclear replication fork. The record is from RefSeq and is a predicted model, not a curated record. Gene Ontology annotation, biological process: replication fork processing; double-strand break repair via homologous recombination.